Molecule: messenger RNA, 5050 nt
Organism: Anopheles coluzzii
Lineage: Eukaryota; Metazoa; Arthropoda; Insecta; Diptera; Culicidae
Gene: CkIIbeta
Product: casein kinase II subunit beta
Exons: 7
Coding region: 478-1158 (226 amino acids)
Cellular component (GO): cytoplasm; protein kinase CK2 complex
Molecular function (GO): protein kinase regulator activity
Source: RefSeq, a predicted model, not a curated record
UGCAACUGGCCGCCCCGUUUGUUGCCCGUACCGUGCCCCGCCCGCCCGUGUACGAUUUGGGCGUGAAAGAUUGCGCCCGGGGUCGGAAAAACCGGUCACAAGUGUGUGCAGUGCAGUACGAGCGGCUUUCCUCCGUCAUCGUGUCACCGUCAUUUUUUCGCUCGUCUGCUGCUGCUCUCCUUGUACCGUGUGCGUGUGUGUGUGUACGUACGGUGUGUGCGGUGUAUGCGUGUGUGUAUGAGCGAGUGUGUGUGCGAGUGUGUUAAAGUCAGAGCUGCACGCGUUUUCGCUGUGCCGCAGCAAAUUGGGUAUCGAAUCGAACUUUCGGUGCGGAAAAGCGGAAGGACACAGCGCGAAACACGAACGUGUACGAUCCGGUCGCCUCGCACCCACCCCCUCCCAUCCCUCGCUCCCGCAACACCCGGAAGUCGGUGAAAUCGCACAGUUGUGAGGAAUUGGAAACAGGGUGCCGUGAAAAUGAGUAGCUCUGAGGAGGUAUCAUGGAUUUCUUGGUUUUGCGGACUGCGCGGUAAUGAAUUCUUCUGUGAGGUGGACGAGGAUUACAUACAGGACAAAUUUAACCUGACCGGACUCAACGAACAGGUACCGAACUACCGUCAUGCGCUGGACAUGAUUCUGGACCUCGAGCCCGAGGAUGAAAUUGACGAUAAUCCCAACCAGUCGGAUCUGAUCGAGCAGGCGGCGGAGAUGCUGUACGGUUUGAUACACGCUAGAUACAUUCUCACCAACCGUGGCAUAGCUCAAAUGAUAGAAAAAUAUCAAAGUGGAGACUUUGGGCACUGCCCACGCGUUUACUGUGAAAGUCAACCAAUGCUUCCGCUAGGUCUGUCGGAUGUGCCCGGUGAGGCGAUGGUAAAGUCCUACUGUCCCAAAUGCAUCGACGUUUACACACCAAAGUCCUCUAGACAUCAUCAUACCGAUGGCGCAUACUUCGGAACUGGAUUCCCGCACAUGCUGUUCAUGGUACACCCAGAGUACCGUCCUAAGCGUCCCGCAAAUCAAUUCAUACCACGUCUCUACGGUUUUAAGAUUCACUCCUUAGCGUAUCAAAUCCAACUGCAGGCGGCAGCGAACUUUAAGGCACCGCUUCGAGGGGUAAAUGGCACCGUGAGCUCGGCGAAGGGCAUCGACAACUGAACCGCAAGCCGCCGAGACUAUAUCGAAAAGAUAGUUUGAGCCAGCCGCCACCCUCUCGAUAUAGGAUCAACCAAGCAACUAAGCAACCAUCCCCUUGCUACUAAUACCACCAUCAUCAUCCAUCCCCUCCCCCUCUUACAUCAAGCGGAAAGCGUGUUCGUGUGUGUGUGUGUGCGUGCGUGCGUGCGAGUGUUAGAGAUGCAAAAGCGGAAGCCAGAUCCCCCAGGGGGGAAGAUACAAUCGCGGAAAAGUGUUUCGUGAAAUGUCCUAGCAGAACACGCAUCAUAUUUAGGAUGCUGUAUGCGUCGUUCGGUAGAGUUUUGUUAAUAGUUUUUUUUUUCUUUUUAUAAAAUCACACAUUGAUUUAUUCGCGCAUCCACAUGGAUGGAAUGUAGCUGUGUGUGUGUUGAAUAAUGUUUUUUUCCCUGCCGUGUGAGAAGAAAGUGUUUUUGAAAGGCGUGUCAUGAAAUCAUCACACGUGCUUUAGAAACAAAUAUGAAAACAAACGGAUCCACUAGACGCAGUGCAUCCCCAUCCCCUCUCCUUCUCGCUUUUUCCACACGAUAUCUCGGCGCGAUCGAUAGUGAAAAGUGUGUUCUAGGCAUCUUGUGCGCGUUGCGCUGGGAACAUUCACGAUACAUAGCAGGCGGCGAACACGUGUUAUACGCAUGCACACCACUCACACAUACACAGACAUAGAGCGGAAAAUCGAGUAACAGCAGCAGCAGAAGCAAAAGUAGUAGCAGAUAGAAACACGUAGGGAGAGCGCAAAAGAAAAAGAAAAGAAAAGAACGGAAACAACAAAAAUAAAAUAAUCCACGUAGAAAAAUAGAACGAAGACGCCGAGACGGACGGCGGGCCGGAGGAUCUAUGGAUAUGGAAGAUGAUGAAAGUAAUUAAUACACACACACACACACACACAUACACGCGAGGUACGUUAAUGUAAAACAAGCUGUCUUGGAAUCAUCUCUCAACUCUCUCUCUCUCUCUCUCACUCUUUCCGCUCCACCCAUUUUCUAAUUUGCUGACCCCCCAUGCGUUUGUUCAUGAUCGCGGGCAGAAGGAACAAAACAAACCCGCAUUUCUUGCCCCAUUUUGUGUCUAAACAUCAAUACUUGCAUUGAAAGCGUUAAGCAAGCUCCAUCUUCAAAACUAAUUUAUGGGUAAAAAUAGGAAAAUUUUAAACAAAACGUAGAGCCGGAUGAUGAAUAUCCUGUUAUAAUUAUAUUGGUCGAGGAUUUGCUUUAAAAAAACGCUGCGUUUUUCAAUAGAAAAUGGUGCGCCAGGGGAAACCCGAGAAUGGAUUGAAUUGAAUUGAUUGCGCAAAUUCUUGUAAGAAUUAUAGCAUGGUGAUUGUAUUCCAAUUGUACAGAGCAAUGAAGCUGUGUUUAGUAAGCGAAUCGUAUUGUCCUUCUUACAGUUGGAAGUUUUCGGUCACAAUCGUGUUAGAUUUUCCGGGGUUUUCAAUUUUUUUCUUCUUGUUUUCAUAUUUUCUUUAUUUGCACCUUUCGCCGGAAUGUUCUUCCCCUUUAACAUACAUUUGACCACUCUGUUACAAUGUCCCGUUUGCAGAUGAUCACAAUGGCGAUUCUCGUGGCACGGUGCGUCUAUCGUGUUCGUUUGUGCAGUUUUUCUCUAUUGUCAUUGUGUAGUGUUUUGUGGAAAGGAAAUAAUUGUGCAAAGGAAACGCUUGAAAUCUCCUAGAUGCAGAGGGUGGUGGGGGGGGGGGGGCUAGAUUGUGGAUUAUAAGGAUACACAUAAAAGAACUGUCCAUCGGGCCAGUCGAAGCGGAAGGAAAGGAAAGGGUUCAGCUAAGAUGUAAGAGGAACAAGCAAGCAAGGUGGAAGAAGAUAGUACCGCAAUGAAUAAAGCAAAAGAACAAUAACCACACACACACACACACACCCACUCAUAAGAAAACCGGGAAAAGAGAAAGAAUAAGGCGAAAAUACACACACACACACAAAGAAGAGGCAAAUGGUAGCACGUUUGAGAAGAAAUUGGAGCAACGGUCCUCAAGAAUCACACACAAAUCUCCAAUAUUUAAGCGGAUUGUGCAACACAAGAAAAGAAGAAGAAAAAAACUUCAUUAAACAACCAUAUUAAGACCACCACCCACCCUCUCCUCCAUCUUCUAUCAUCGUAUCAACACUUGUGUGUUUCGGGGGAUGAAAACGGCUUGUCUGGCAGCGGCGGCGCUAAUAAGCCGCCACGGAUCCCUGCAACUGUGUGUGUGUGUGUGUGUCUCUGUGUAGGGUUAGGUAAUAAUAUUUUUAAUCCAUUUUAGUUUAUCCUUGAUGAGCGCGAGCAGCGCGCGCCACAACACGCAAAACAGCAAGGGGGAAAACUAUAGAAGGAAAAUACAGGGGAGAAGAAGAAAACGAGGGGAAGAAAAAAGAUACUGAAAAACCGCAUCUUUUUCACGAUAAAUAUUUAUCUGUUUUUGUUAUUCAUUUUUGCUCGCGCGCGUAUGGAGGGUCAGGGGUGUUAAAAUUAGUUCCAUUUAAAAGAAAAGACCCCUCCCUCCUCUUCCACCAGUUUCAAUGCCUCAUAAUCCAUCUCCAGCGCAGGCACAGCUGUGUGUUUCAAACACUGAUUUGCAACCUUUCCGAGGCACGAGUGGAAGGGUUGGCCGCAUCCUCUACUUUUUCUAUUACUAAUACAACAUCUAACUUAGGGCAUUUUUUUAAACAAAUAUUGGAAAGGAAAUAUCAAUUUCCGUUUUUCUGUCAUUUUGGUUCCUUCAUUUACACCUCCCCCACUGACACGAAUGUCCAAUAACUAGGAGAAGAAAAACAAACAAAUGGCAUUUGCAAUUUUGUGUGAGAGCAGCAGCAAAUGGAAGGCAGAGGAAGGAAGGAGCAGGCAGUGUAAUUGAGCAGGAAGAGCAACGGCGGAACACGCGAGAGAGGGAAUGUGCGCGAAGACACUAUUUGGUUCGCCCGCGCUCCCCCCUCUUGGCAAGGGAGGGAAAUCAUUAUUAUAAUAAUAAAGAAACAACAAAACAAAACAAAAAUUUAAAGCAACUGCAUUAUUAGCGAACAAACUAAAGCAGCAACAAUAAAAAAACAACGGAAGAAAGAGAAAGAGUAACAACAAGGAGUGGGUAAACAAAAUACAAAGAGAAACAGAAAAAAAAAAAACAAACAAUUCAUACACAAACAACCAAGAAGAAACAGGCAACAGACAGAGCAGCGCAACAAGUAAAACCUCCAAAAUUUCUUUCUCACAGUAAAAAACAAACAAACAGCAAACAGCUAAAAAUGAGAAAACAUUCAAUAAUAGCGAGCACUACUAUAAACACAACAACAGCCUACUGAGAUGACCACGUGGCGUCCGUCGCGCAAUACACGUUUUAAACUCCGGUCGCCAUGGCGCGAUGGCUGGCGAUCGAUUGUGAACAGUUUUGCCGUCGGGAAGCAGAGUGCCGCUGCAUGAAACAAGAAGAAAAGAAAAAGAAAACCAAUGCAUACAACACACACACACACACACACAAUCUGAUAAACGGAAUAUAUAUAAAAAUUAUUAUAUAUAUAAAAAUACAUGUAGACGAAUCUAUUGAUUAAUAAUAAUUAUUAAUUAACAGAUCGAUCGAACACAAGAACAAAAAGGGGCGAAAAUAACAUAGCAGCAGCAGCAGUGGAAUGUGAAUGGGGGCGAGUAGUAAGAAUUAAUUGGAAAGAGAAUGAAAGUAGUAGCGAACACUUACACAAGCAGCAGCAGCAGCAGCACGGAAGCGAAGAAAUGCAAAUUUAAAAGAGAACCACGUGGCGGCAGCACACCACGGGCCGCAUGGGUGUGCAGAGGGUAGCGGCGUCGUGUGCGUGUGUGUGUGUAUGUCCUCCUCCUUCGUUGGAGGUAAUUGAAAUAAAAAUUGAAACAAAAAAUCGAA